AUGGGUUCCAAGACAAUUGUUCUACUUGGCCUUCUGGCUAUGGUUCUGAUUGCAUCAGAAGUUUCAGCUCGGGAACUGUCUCAGACUUCCGGUGAUAAGGAGUCUGAGAAGACAAAUGGAGUUGUUGAUGCCAAGUAUCAACGAGGCGGAUAUGGAGGAUACCCUGGUGGAGGUUACCCCGGUGGUGGUUAUGGAGGAAACGGAGGUGGAUAUGGUGGAGGUCAUAAUGGCGGAGGCGGAGGUGGCCACUGCCACUAUGGCUGCUGUGGCCGGAGCCAUUACCGAGGUGGUUGCAGGUGCUGUACAUAUGCUGGUGAGGCAGUGGAUGCAGAACUUGAAGCCAAACCUCACAACUAA
This is a messenger RNA of Fraxinus pennsylvanica, 357 nucleotides long. NCBI's taxonomy places the organism in Eukaryota, Viridiplantae, Streptophyta, Magnoliopsida, Lamiales, Oleaceae. The record is from the annotation of a GenBank genome assembly.